AUGGCUGUUGUUUCGUCGUUUGUUGCAAAGCAUAUCAGUGAAGGACUCUCUACGUCUAAGGCAUUUCAAGAUGCAAAAGAGAAGUUAGGCCCUGUUUAUUUCGAUGCUAAGUUCGUGGAGUGUCCUCAAAAUGCAGUGGAAAUGGCCAAACUUUUAAAGAAUCUGGAUGAGCUUGAAAAACAACGAAUGAAGACUGUUGAAAAGGCAAGGAAAAACCAAAGAAUUCUUCUUAAUACGCAACAGUCUCGAUAUAACUUUUCAAAAUCAUCGCGAACGUUAUUAGCCAACCAGACAAUAUGCGACAACAAACUUCCACCACCUGGAUUCCGUUACCACUCUAACGGCGACCCCAAGCUUACACAGCUGCGACCUCAGGGAGAGCUAUCACACCAAACGCAGUGGACAAGUUCACAGAAUGUUACAGAACAAGAUGGCAUGUUACCAAAACAAAAAUUCAUCGCAUUGGAUAGUAACUCAAACCAUUUAAAAAUCAAAUAUUCACCAUCUCCUUCUCAGGAAGCAGCCAACAUCGAAAUUGAAAUUCAAAAAAUAGAGAGUAUAAUAAAGGAAUUGACAUUUUAUUUAAAGCGGCAUAACUUAAUUACUGAUAGCACCCCUUCAGCUCGGGAAAAGGCCAUGUCCAUUUUAAGCGCACACAACAGAGAUGAUGUUUUACACAGAUAUAUGGGCAAACCUCGUACGUAUAAGAAACAAAAUGGCGGAUCACUUACAUUAACACCCAAGAAAAAAUCCGAGUCAUCAACAUUACAAGAGCGCACAACAUCGACAUCGCAUUCUAACUGCCUAGCCUGCCAGUUUAAAGUCAACCACACGUACUCUAAUAAAGAUUUCAAUCGAUCGAAAGACAAUAGUGAUAAAACGAAAUAUAAAAGAUGGAACAUUGCUCCACAAGGUACAUUGAUCAAAUCCCCAUCCUCGAGAUUAUUUGUCAGGUCUUCAUUUCCAUUUUCUAACAGCUCAUACAAAUUCCAACCAACAUCUACUCACGGAAUGAAUUUUAAACUGGACAAAGGAUCCAAAUGUGAAGCUCGGAUUAGAAAGCGAAUCAAAGCCUUCGUUGAACCCCAAGACAAGGAUCAAGUUUAUGGAACCAGGUCCACCCAGAGCGUCCCGCCUCCUAGAAGAAGAUCGCUGAUCCCUUUGUGCUACAGUCGCUCCGUUAUGGAUGCAUGGAAAGAAAUGACGGAGGAAGAAACCCAGCAAUGUAAUAAGAAGGUUAAACAGUUCCUAACAGUUUUGCCGAAACACCAUUAUCGUAAAAAAUGACGUACAUGUAUAUAUACAUGCAACCGCAUCUACAACUAAUAUAUGAUUCAGUUAUUAUCUGAUUUAUUGUGAAUUAUGUAUGAGAGAGAAGGGGAAGGGUCACAAACCUUAAAAUCUCUUUUAAAAGAAAAUAUAAAUUUCCAACAUGAUAAAAAAGAUCCUACACUAGGAUUUAAAAAAAAUAAUAAGAAACUUAUUCUCCCUGUUUAUAUUUUCAUCUCGUUUUUUUUAUAAAUUUAUUUUUGUGUGUGAGUUUUGUUUUUGUUUAUAUAUAAAGGGUAACUUCGUUUUGUGUUCAUCUAUUCAGAAAGAAAAAAGAUGAAGAACAUAUGUACCUGAAUGUAUUUUUUUUAAUGUUCCAACUUUCGUGGUUAGUUCUGUUUCCGGGCUAAAUUUAAUGAAUUUCAAACGUGUUGUCAUGCUUUGUGUAAUUGAUAUAAUACAUGGGACUGCAUACUUGGAUUAGAAUUCCGUUCUUGCCAUACACUCUAUCGUAUGGUAAUACUGUUGUUGAUGUGCAUUUCAUAUCGUACAACUAAUUGCUGCGUGCAUGGAAUUUAUCGUGCAGCUGAUUGCUGCAGCGAUGGUAUUAAAAUUAAGUAACUAUACGAUUUAAUAAAAUAAUUCAUGUUCCGAUGACGAUCAUGUAAUGUUACUUUAGUAAACUGUCAAUUCUAUGGUGACAGCACUAUACCAUACUCUAGCGGGGGAGGGGGGUAACCUAUGUUGUUAUCCGGAUAGCUACUUGUACAUAGCAUGACAUAUCGUACUGUUCAUCGCGCCCUCACCCAUAAGGAUUCAGAAUAAUUUCUGUGAUAUUUGAUAUGAUUUUCCCCAUCACAUACAUGCAUCAUUUACAUAAAUUACGUAAGUAUUAAAUGUCCAGUUUGUACAUGUAUUAAGGGGAACGUGAUGCGUGGUGUUGCCUUUAUUGUCGGCAAUUACCCCGAUACUACAAUUCUUUUCUUAUCUCCCAUAAAAUAAACAUUCAUUCCUGAUCGCCUAUGUCAGGUAAUAUAUGGAUGUAAGUUUUAUAAUGUUGAAAUGUCAGCGUUCUUAUAAUAAACUACACAAACAACACCAGCUUAUCGUUGACAAAUCCCACAAGUGAAUCUCACCGCUUUUCUUUUUCUUUUUUCUUUUUUUAUCAUGCUUAAAAUAGUAAUUUUCAUAAGUCGUGACUUAUCGUCACUAUCGUAAAAUCGUGUUUUGAAAUACGUUAUAUAGUAAACAGUUCUCACUUCAAUGUGAACGGUGGUAUAUAAAAGAUACGCAUUUCACUAUCAUUCGAUUGAAAAUGCCAAGACCGUGACCAUUUUAUUAAUUGAGUGUUUAUAUAUUUCUAGAGCUCGUAACCCAUGCAUAUGACAAAUCCUGUCGCGGGAUGUUUAUAACUCUAUUUUCAUACAAAUCUUAAUUUAAAAUUUAUGGAAAUUUCUCUCAAGGGCAAUUAACACAAAAAAUUGUAAAUUUCCAUUUAUUUAGUUACGGACGGAGUUGUAAUGGAGACAAAUUAAGCCGCGGUUUAUUCAUGAAGUACGUGCAUUGAAAAGAAUUACGCCUUCAA
Ostrea edulis (European flat oyster) is the source of this 2854-nucleotide messenger RNA. RefSeq lists its product as uncharacterized. NCBI's taxonomy places the organism in Eukaryota, Metazoa, Mollusca, Bivalvia, Ostreida, Ostreidae. The record is from RefSeq and is a predicted model, not a curated record. The transcript has 2 exons. Bases 1 to 1287 code for a protein of 428 amino acids.